GACUGCACGCUGCAGGUCUCACCCUCCGGACACUACCUGGACCUCGACUUGUCCCUGCUGGAGCAGAAGGAUGAGCUGGAGGGUUUCUACGAGGAGGUUAGGAAGGGGAGACGGCCGACCCUGAUCCUGCGCACGCAGCUCUCCGUCCGAGUCCAUGCCAUCAUCGAGAAGCUGUACAACUCGCAGGGGCCCGAGCUGCGGCGGUCCCUCUUCUCCCUCAAGCAGCUCUUUCAGGAGGACAAGGACCUGGUGCCGGAGUUUGUCAACCUGGAUGGGUUGACGUGCCUGAUCAAAGUAGGGGCAGAGGCCGACCAGAACUACCAGAACUACAUCCUCCGGGCCUUGAGCCAGAUCAUGCUCUUCGUGGACGGGAUGCAGGGUGUCAUCAACCACAACGAGACCGUCCAGUGGCUGUACACGCUGUCAGGAAGCCCGUUUCGGCUGGUGGUGAAGAUGGCACUGAAGCUGCUGCUGGUGUUCGUGGAGUACACGGAGCCCAAUGCCCUGCUCCUCAUCCAUGCCGUCAACGCCGUGGACCAGGCGAGAGGUGCAUGCCCAUGGUCCAACCUGAUGGCCAUCCUGGAGCAACGCAACGGGGCUGACACGGAGCUGCUGGUGUUUGCCAUGACGCUGAUCAACAAGACGCUGGCAGCCCUCCCGGACCAGGACACCUUCUACGACGUGACAGACUGCCUGGAGCAGCAGGGCAUGGAGCCGGUGGUGCAGCAGUACCUGGGCAGCAAGGGCACCGAUCUCGACUUGAAGCAGCAGUUCACGCUCUAUGAAGUAAGCUGCGCCAACCUGCCCCUGUCUGGCAUGCGCUUCCUCGGGCCGGCGCCCGGCCGCAGGCGUCUGGGCUCUAGCCACAUAGGGGUCAAGGAGCAAGAGGGUCCCCACGAGUCUCUGCCUGGGCACCCUCCUGGAGCUCGCUUCUUGGAGAACCUGGCCACAGCCCAGAAGGAGAAGAUCUCCUCCAUGGCCAAGGGACUGCUCGAUGUCCUCGGCGAUGCUGUGCUGGAGCAUCCCACCGCUCUCGCGUGGGACAGGGACAGCAGCACCCCUGAGCCUGGGAUGGAGCCACCCAGCAUAAGGUCCCGCUCAGCUCGGCUGGACACCACCGACUCCUGCAGCACCAUCUCCUCCGACACCAAGUUUAUGCUGGACAUGCUCUAUGCCAAGGGCUCCUCGGAGCCGGGGAGGGAGAAAGUCUUCCCUGAGGUCCCGCCAUCCCCUCUGGUCGAGGGUGGGGUGGAGAUGGAUGCCGAGGGAGGUGGAAGCCGGGAGCAGGAGGGCGCCUGGCUCUCUGGCAGGGCUCCAGAUGGGCCAGUGGCCAUGGCCAGUGCCCACGCCAAGCUGGCACGUGCUAUGUCCAGCAUAGAUGCUGAGACCCACACGCAGAAGCUGGAGAACACAGGGAUGAUGCCCAUCAAGAAGGACGUGGAGCUGACGUGGGAGCGCCUGGAGGCCAGCCCCGUGCAGCUAAAGAUCAAGGACCUGGACUUCACUGAUUUGGGGGAAGAAGAAGACUUUGAUGUCCUGGACACGGGGCCCAUGGCCAAUGGCUCCUUCUUGCCCCCCAGCAUCGAAGCAACAAGUGCUGGAGCUCUCAUGGUUCCCCCUCCUCCUCCUGCGGUCCCCGGCUGCCCACCACCUCCACCUCCUCCUCCUGCGGUCCCUGGCUGCCCACCUCCCCCAGGGCUGCCAGGCCCCUCAGCAACGGAUGGCCCCUCCCAGGCCAAGAAGAAGAGGACAGUGAAGCUCUUCUGGAAGGAGCUGAAGCAGCUAGAUGGCACUGCAGGGCCGGGCAGGUUUGGGCAGGCAACACUGUGGGCGUCCCUGCAGAACGUUGAGGUCAAUGCUGCCAAACUGGAGCAUCUCUUUGAGUCACGGUCAAAGGAAGUGCCAACUUCAAAGAAGGCCACAGAUGGGAAGAAGGUGUUGGUGGUGCUGGACCCCAAGAGGAGCAAUGCCAUCAACAUUGGCCUCACCGUGCUGCCACCCGUACACAUCAUCAAGACGGCCGUGCUCAACUUCGAUGAGUUUGCAGUCAAUAAGGAAGGGAUUGAGAAAAUCCUGACCAUGGUCCCAACUGAGGAGGAGAAGCAGAAGAUCCAGGAAGCCCAGCUGGCCAACCCUGAUGUGCCCUUGGGCUCUGCGGAGCAGUUCCUGCUCGCCCUGUCUUCCAUCAGUGACCUCACGGCCAGGCUCCAGCUCUGGGCCUUCAAGCUGGACUAUGAGAGCCUGGAGCAGGAGAUUGCAGAGCCGCUGUUUGAUCUGAAGGUGGGCAUGGAGCAGCUGGCCAGAAAUCACACCUUCAAGUGCAUCCUGGCUACGCUGUUGGCCAUGGGCAACUUCUUGAAUGGCUCCCAGAGCAGAGGCUUUGAGCUGGGCUACCUGGAGAAGGUCUCAGAAGUGAAGGACACAGUGCACCGGCAGUCACUGCUCCACCAUCUCUGCCAGAUGGUGGUAGAGAAGUUCCCAGAAACCACUGACCUCUACUCAGAGAUUGCCUCCAUCACCCGCUCCGCCAAGGUUGACUUUGACGAGCUGGCCAACAGCCUGGUGCAUCUGGAGCGGAGGUGCAGGGCCUCCUGGGACAACCUGAAGGUGAUUGCCAAGCACGAGACCAAGCCAGUGCUGAAGAGCAAGCUGACGGACUUCCUCAAGGACAGCACCCAGCGCAUUGUCGUCUUGAAGGUGGUGCACAGGCGCGUCCUCAACAGGUUUCACUCCUUUCUGCUCUACCUGGGGUACCCGGCGAGUGCAGCGCGGGACGUGAAGGUGACGCCCAUCUGCAAGCUGCUGCAGGAGUUCGCCCUGGAGUACCGCACCUGCCGGGAGCGUGUCCUGCAGCAGCAGAAGAAACGGGCCGAGCAGACGGAAGCGGGCCAUGAGAGCAUGAAGAGCCUGCUGACCUCCCCCACGGACGUCCCUGCCCGCCGCAGCCGGGCCAGCCGGGGGACAGGGCACGCCAGCCCGGCCCAGGGUUCCCCAGCCCAGGAGGACGUUCCCAGCUCCCCAGACGAUGCUUCGGAUGAAAUCAUGGACCGGCUGGUAAAAUCGGUGACUCACAACGCCAACCCCCGGCCCUGCGCCAACAAGGAGCGCAGGAGGUCUCGUGGCAAUAGGAAGUCCUGUUCCCCGAGGCUCUGCCUGGUGGCCACCUCCAUUGUCUUCCCGGAGUUCAGUUCCACAAGCAAGUGGAUUCCUGCGGGAGAGCCCAUGGGCAUGCUGUUGGGAACAUGCCUUCUCCUCCUCUACCUCGCCGGCAUUCCCGGCAUUCCCUUGCCUGGAAAAGCAGCGCUGCUAACCCAGCCGGGUCCCACCACCACACCCCGGCAAAACCACCCCAGCCUGUUUGACGCCACGCCGCCGCCGUCGCUGACGAAAUGGGUUUUUCCGCCCACGGGCACCCGCUGCCAUUGCCACCCCCGCGCCGGGGCUUGCAGGGUCUGGCACAGCCCGGCUCCUCCAGGAUCAGAGGCCGGCGUCGAUGCCGGCACGCGAAAGCCUCUCGCCCUCGGCGUGGAGGGCACCGGGGGUCAGGCCCACGGCAGGGACGCACGAAGGAUCACCGAGUACGGAGACUCGGUGAAAUAUUAA
Molecule: messenger RNA, 3603 nt
Organism: Opisthocomus hoazin
Lineage: Eukaryota; Metazoa; Chordata; Aves; Opisthocomiformes; Opisthocomidae
Source: RefSeq, a predicted model, not a curated record